Molecule: messenger RNA, 4610 nt
Organism: Caenorhabditis angaria
Lineage: Eukaryota; Metazoa; Nematoda; Chromadorea; Rhabditida; Rhabditidae
Source: the annotation of a GenBank genome assembly
AUGGCCUAUGUGUUUGAAAUCCUGGAAAGCUGGCAAGACGGUGGUUUGUACUCAAAACAGUGCAUUUUCUACUGUUUUUUCACUUCCUAAGAUUUCAAGUGCUGCGAAAAAACAGAAAAUGAGCCAAAUUUUUCGAAAAUGCCUCAAUUCACAAGUUUUUCAGACAUUUUCAUGAAAAUUCAUUUUGACGAGGAGAAGUGGCCACCACGUGGUAGCCAUGUGGCCGUGACCUAGAGCCUGGCCACCUUGCCAGUGAAAAAAAACCGGGCGACAUGGUUUCCAUGUGGUUCCCAGGUCAGCCAGCCUCCCCACCUGGUGGCGAGCUGGCCAGCGAAUCUCUGAGUUGUUUUUCAAAAAUUUACUUUGAAAUUUUCAAAAAAAAAUUCACUGUUUCAAGAAAUUUAUAUCAGAAAUUUGGUUUUUUCGGAAAUGUGUUGUAAAAAUUUUGACAAAAACCGAUUUCUAGUUCGUAAUUAACUUGAAACAUUGAAUUUUAAUUGCAAAUUGUAAAUUUUAGCUGAAAAACUUAAGUCAUAGUCUGAAAAUAGUAAAAUUCUGACUAUUUGAUAUUCUCAGAAAAUUUACUGUUUCAAGAAUUUUAUUGAAAAAAAUUGGAUUUUCCGGAAGUUUGAUGAAAUCGUCUUGAUUCAGAAAAAAAUUGAUUUUUUUUCCAAAACUCUUCAAUUUUCCAGGCUCAAAUGGCUUUGGAUUCACCGUAACUGGCCGCGAAACAGCAAAAGGCGAACGACUUUUCUACAUCGGAACUGUAAAACCUUAUGGAGUUGCCCAAGGACAUUUAAAAUCUGGUGAUCGAUUGCUGAAAAUCAAUGGAGAAUCUACAGAAAAUUUGAGCCAGCUGGAAAUUGUUGACCGGCUGAAACAGGCGAAAAUGGGGAAAAUCCAGCUGAAAAUGCGAAAGCUGGCGAAGAAAUAACCCUAGAGAUUCCGGAAAAUGAGCGAUUUGAGCUGAUUAUUCCACUGAUUGAUAGUGGCUCGGCUGGAUUGGGAGUUAGCCUUAAAGCGAGGGUUUCGGUGAAAUCGGAUGGAGCAAGGAAUGAUUGUGGGAUUUUUAUUAAGAUUGUGAGUUGGUUUGGGGCCAAAAUUUGAGUAAUUCUAAUUUUUCGGGGCAAGAAAACGCUUCAAAACCUUUUUUGGUGAAAUUUUGGUUUUAAAAUUAAAAUUUUCACAAAAUUCGACCUUUUGAACACUCCGGUACUAAACAAUUCGAGAAGAACCCAUUUUUUGAUGUUUUUACCCUAAUUAUCAUUAAUAUCCCGAAAUUUGUGGGUUGUCUACCUUCAAAAAUCAACCUGAAAUCAAAUGAGAAAUUUAAAAAAUAAAGAAAUCAUAUAUAUAUAUUUUUGAUAAAAAUCCAAGCAAUAGUCAUAUUGUUUUUUCAUGAACAAAAAUUGUGAAAUCCAAUUUUUGAAACAGCGAAUUUUUUUUUCAAUUUUCCAACAAAAAAUUUCAUAUUUUUUUCAUCAAUAAAAAUAUAAAAUUCAUCAGCUUUUCAUCAAUAAAUCGAAAAUAUAGGAAUUAUUGCGAUUUUUAAUCAGAAAAAUUGAUGUAUUCACUUGAAACAGUGAAAAAUUGGAUAAUUUUGAGAAAAACUCCAUUCUGAUAUAAUCAUUUUCAAACAAAAAAUUGACAAAUUCAAUUUUUGAAACAGUGACUUUUUUUUUAAAUUUUCCAACAAAAAAAAUUCAUAUCUCAGUUUUGUAUCGAAUUUUUGACAACUGAUAGCUUUGGAGUUAGCAUAAGUGUUUUCUCACAAAAUUAAUUGGGAAGUGUGCAGAAAAAAAAUUCAAAGUUAGUAUUGUCGAAAUUGAAAAAUGUGGCUGCCGUAAAAAAUGAAAAACAAUGCAGAACUUAAUGAAUGAAAACAACUGGACUUCGUCAGUCGCGUGCGGCUGUGCGGCGCGGUCGAAAAACAAUCAGUGAUUCAUUCUUUCCUUCCAUUUUCGACCGCGCCGCACAGCCGCACGCGACUGACGAAGUCCAGUUGUUUUCAUUUAUUCAGUUCUGCACUGGUUUUCAUUUUUUACGGCGGCCACAUUUUUCAAUUUCGACAAUAUAACUCACAUGUAAUUAAUUUUUUAGACAGAACAAUUUUGAUAUUGUAUUUUUGAAACAGCGAAAUUUUUUGAAACAAAUUCUGAAAUUUUACCAAGAUUCUGAGAUCUUAUUACUUUUUUACAAAACAAAUUUGAAAACUUCAUUUGUGAAACAGUGAAUUUUUCCGAAACACAUAAUAGAAUUACAAUUGCAAAAAUCAUCAUCUAUUUUUAAUUGAAAUAAUUCUGAAACAGUGAAUUUUUCAGUUGAUGCACGGUGGAGUUGCUUUCAAAGAUGGUCGGCUGAAAAUCAACGACAGAAUUGUUGGAAUUGAAGAUAUUGAGCUGGAAAGUUUGACAAACUCAGCAGCCAGUGAAUCAUUGACAAGAAAAUUCAAAUCAAUCGGACCAUCUAUGACACAUGUCAACUUGUCGAUUAUUCGAGAACCUUCUAAGAAACCUGGCCCGAUUUCAAGAUAUUCAUCGAGAAUUACAACAACUUCGCCGUCGAUUUCAUCAUCGAUGUUAUCACCGAUCACAGUCUCAUCGGAGUCACAACAUUCGAGACAAAGUUCGAAAGAAUAUGAGACGAUUUUGGAGAAUCCGACCGAUGAUCCGUUUGUUCGAGAAGCGCCGGGAAAGAAAGAGUUUGAGUGAAAUGGUGAGGGAUUUUUGGGGUGGGGAGGCAUUCAAAAAUAAGAUAUUGAAAAAAUGUUGAACCGAAUUUUUAAUGUGAAAAUUUUGAAACAGUGAGAUUCUCAUAUAAAAAGUCAACUUUUCAUUAUUAAAAAAAAUUUUGGAACAGUGAAAACACCAAAAUUUCACUGUUUCAAGGUUUUUAUGUAAAGAAUGUGUAGUUUUUAUUUUUGAUCGACUGUUUUGAUUAAUAAAAAAAUAUAGAGCUUCAUGUUGAACUGAAAAAAUAUUCUAUAUUGGAAAAUUAAUUUGAGAUUUCUGCAGAUUUUUUUGUGAAAUACCUGGAUUUUUCUCUAUUUUCCGAAAUGAGAACUUUUUUACUUUUUUAUUUCUCACGUGUUUUUAAUUCAAUAAUAAUUUUCAUUGUUGAUGAGUUUAUUGAAUAAAACAAAAAAUUCUAGAGCUCCAUUUCUAUCCGAAAAAAAAUAUUCAAAAAUUGAAAAUUAAUUUUUCAUCUAGUCAAAAAUUGAUAAAUUUUGAAACAGUAGAUUUUUUGUGUUGAAAAUCCUAAUUUUAAAUACAGUUUUUUGCAAAAUUAAAAAAUUUCAAGGCUUCGCUUUUAUUUUUGAUAAUUUAUCUUUUUUGUUCGACAAAAACACUUUUUGAGUUAUUUUUAUCAGAAAUUUUGUGCCGAAUGUUUUUCAUAUUAUAAUUUUGAAACAGUGGGAUUUCUGAAUUUUUCUCUAUAUUUUUCAAACUGAGAAAAUUCACUGUUUCAAAGUUUUGAUGUGAAAAAAUGGUGUACAUUUUAUUUUCGAUAAGGAAACAUACUUACCUCUUUCAGGAAUCUGAUACAGAAAAAUUUUGCCCUGAAAUGAGGGGAAUUUGACAGUUUAAAAAAAUUUCGCUCUGAAUUUUGGCUUGUGGAAAAAAUUUCGACCUGCAAUUUCAGGUUCUGAAUGUGGUAUGUAAGCAAACUUCCCUCUCGGAUUUUUUAAAAAUCAAAAUAUAAUUUUUCAACUGAAAAAUUAGUAAAUUUUGAAGUAGUAAGGUUUUCCGAAGAUUUUUGUGAAAUACCUGGAUUUUUUUCUAUUUUUCAAACUGAGAAAUUCCACUGUUUCAAGGUUUUUAGUUGAAAAAUGUUCUAAUUUCCAUUGUUGAUUGUUGAUGAGUUUAUUCAGUAAAGCAAAAAAUCUAGAUCUGUUUCACUGUUUCAAGGUUUUUAUGUGAAAAAUGGUGUAAAAUGCAUUUUUGAUAACAAAACAACUGAGAAAUUUCACUGUUUCAAAAUGUUUAAUUAAAAAAAAUUCAAAUCAUUGUUUUGAAUCAAACUUUUGAUAAUGAUUGUCAUUAAAAAAAAAAUAAAUUUCCAACAUUAUUUUCAGCGUGGAAUUGGUGCUGCAACUGGAGAUCCGCAACAUAUCAAAUUAUUCCAGGAAAUCAAACAUCAACGACAGAAUUCCGGUAAUUUUUUCUCAUUUUUGGGUGAUUUUUCUGGCUUUUCCCCCUUUUUCCAGCCAUUUUUCACUAAUUUUUGUUGUUUUUCCUCCCCCAACCUCGUAUUUCUAGCCCCGCCCGCUUCUAUUUCUCGAUCCGCCGCCGCAAAACGAAGCAAAUCACAACCGUGCUUUUCUCGCAACGGAAUUAUCAGCGGAAAACGGAAGCUGCUGAAAAUAUUCCGGAACCACCUUCCGCGUCGACUUUGCCCCCCUAUCAUCUUUUUUUAGGUCAGUUUACUUAUGUAUUUUUCCGUAAUUACAAAAACCGUAGUUUUUUCAUCAACUUUUUUACAGAAACUUCACAAUUUGGUGGCAAUUUGGGCGAAUUCGAGGAGGACAUCAAUGCAGGUAAUUUUUUGAAAAUUUCCGCGCAAAAACUGUUAAUUUUCAACUUUCAAAUUUUUUAGCACAGAAAUCUUGA